Molecule: messenger RNA, 333 nt
Organism: Diabrotica balteata
Lineage: Eukaryota; Metazoa; Arthropoda; Insecta; Coleoptera; Chrysomelidae
Source: the annotation of a GenBank genome assembly
AUGCAUGUAGAUGUAACAGAUCUCCUUCACGAUAAAUCCAUCAUCCCCGCUCGAUCCCAAUGGAUAUAUAAAGAUGACAAAGAGGUGCAUCGGACCCUCUAUGGUAGGUUCCCUUCAGGUCCCGCUCUCACGAGUAAAAGCCCAAUUGUAUCCUUUCUAGAGACGGAGGAAGUCGACGUUGAAGACAUCAUAAACUUAAUCGAGAAUGGUAUCAUCCCGGAUGAAUGGAGAGUGAUAUUGGCGGUGGCUAAGGAAAGGGAGCAGAAGAGGGACAACGCCUGGUUUUAUGUAAAGAUGAUUCCAGAGAUGCAACUUUAUCAAACAGCAACAUAG